Drosophila simulans is the source of this 9883-nucleotide messenger RNA. It is a transcript of the gene Or74a, whose product is annotated as odorant receptor 74a. The record is from RefSeq and is a predicted model, not a curated record. Gene Ontology annotation, molecular function: olfactory receptor activity; odorant binding. Gene Ontology annotation, cellular component: plasma membrane. Gene Ontology annotation, biological process: sensory perception of smell; detection of chemical stimulus involved in sensory perception of smell. NCBI's taxonomy places the organism in Eukaryota, Metazoa, Arthropoda, Insecta, Diptera, Drosophilidae. The transcript has 3 exons. The coding region runs from base 7858 to 9126 and encodes 422 amino acids.
UAUUGACCAGCCUAUUGGUGACCUGGCCAUUGGCUCGGCCAGCGACAUGCUCCCACAUGCUCGCCACUUUGCACUUCCGAAAGUGACAAAAUUAAUGGUUUCCGCCGACGCUGUCGACAUUUUGUCGAGUGAGAGACAUUGAGAAAAUGCUCCAAAGUAGUGCAAAAUGAAGAAGUCGCAAACGGAGGCCCCAAAGCAAGCACCAGGACGAGCAGGACCUGGGCCCUCUCGACCAGUCACAUUACCAUUUCUCUUGGCCAUGCUCAUUUCUGGGCUCUGGCUUGACGUUGAAUCGGUUGGCUGGUUAUUUUAAUGCCGCCCCUACUCUCCGGAUGCCCGGAUGGCUGGAUGGCUGGCACCUCGGGUGAGUAAUGUGCCUGGGUUGUCAACUUUACACUUUUAUCCCUCGCAUUAUAUUUGCUUUACCUACACAAACACUCACACUCAGCCACCCAACCGAACCGAAGCGAACCACACACCCUGUGUGUGUGUGGAGUGAUAUGUUUUCCUGAUACUUUUUCUCAAGUUGUAAAUUGGCUUAAAAAUAAUUUGUCAAAGCAUUUCAGCCGCGGAGUUGGGAGAUGCCAUGCCUAAGAUGGGAAUUGGAGUUGGGACUUGGGGCGCGGAACGUCGGUAUCUCCUUGUGCCGAGCCAUUUUCUUGUCACAAUAUUUGGACCCUCGCCUGCUGGAGUAAAAUUCCUUUAAAGAAACGCAUGUGCGCGUCUUCAUAUCCAAUUAGAAAAGUUUUCCUUCGACUGCUUCGUAAUUGUGUUGAUUAGUGCGGCUCGCUGGGUUGCUCCCGAGUGGGUGGCGGCUGGGAUUCGGGCGGAUUCUCCUCCUAAUACCCUGCUGUUGACAAAAGAAGCCUUCUUGGAUGGGUGGUGGCUGGGCGGAUUGUGCGUUCCCAGCUGCUGGCACUUUAAAAAGAAAUGCGCAUUAAAUUCGAUUGGCAAUCGUCUCACACUCUCCCUGAAUGGGCUUUUUCUUUACGGCUUACACAAAUUUUCAUCUAAUAUCGCUUUGAAGCAGCUUAACUAUCCUUGAGACGAGGACGUCUUUGGGGCGUGGCACGGGCGGAGAGGAAAAGUCUAAGUGGAGCACUUGUCAGCUGAAGAAAGGAAAAGUGGCGGAAGGUGUGAACACUCAAUGGCCAAUGCUAUUCAGUUGGAUGUGAACAUUUUGUAUUUAAAAUAAAUAUGUAAACGGAUAUAGAUGUGCUGAUUCAAGACAUGUGGAGUAAAUCCAUCGCAUUUAUUAUAAGAAAAAAUAUAUAAGAACAAAGUAGGGCAUUAGGUAUAAUAUUUCGACCAAAUACAAGUUCAUAUCAAACAUCAGUAAUAAAAAUAUCAUACUCUGUUUAAAUAUUGAAGGCACUUUUAAGUAUAAUUAAUCAGGUUUAAGUUGGCUUAAGCCCAGGGAAUUUAAAUACCCAUUAACUUCAUUAAAGUGGCCACCAAAGAGCAGCAACUAUUUGAAUUGAUGACAAGAAAAUCGUUGAACAUAUCAAAGGAGCCACUUUUAAUGACAGUUCAUUUUAAUUUCAUUGAGCUGCAUAAAGCCCGGUAAAACUGCAGGCAGCGAAACUAUUAAAAUGAUUUUAUUAUUCCACCUCCGCCCGCUGGCCAGCCACUCACUUAGCCACCAAACUGGAUCCGUUGGCCUGGUCAACCAAAUAUUGACACACAAUAAGCUGGUCGCAGUCGGAGCUUUUACUUUUCGGCUUUCCUUUUUGGCUCCGCUUAUUUAUUUAUUUAUUUUGCCAUCUACUCCGCUGGGGCACGGGGUAUGGGGCGUGGGGCAUGGGGCAUUAAUGAAAAAAAUAUUUUUGCCCAUUAUGCGCCAAUAUGGUCAGCCAUAUUUCGGUUUAUUUAAUUUUGCGCAAAUAAAACGGAAGUGGCUCUUUUAUUUUCCUUUUUCCAAGAGGAUGUGGAGCAGGAAUAUGCGCUACAUAAAAUCCCGAUGCUGAUGCCUUGCGACAAUGUUCAAAUAUUGGGGAUGCGACGACGACGAUGUUGGCUGGGAAUUUUUUAGCGCAUAUUUUAAGCAAGCAAUUUGUGUAGUUCCAGUUUAAAGGAGGACCUGGUCCUCGCCAGUUGCUAGCUUUCCCAAGAGUAGCUAAAAAUGGAAAUGGCUGUCAUUUCCUUUGAAACGACGACGACUCACGACGACUACCAACGACUGCCAACUCUCCGCCUUGUUACUCCGCAAACCAUCGGCCAUUAAUGGCCGAAAUGAGUUUCCAUGCUCAGCUAUUCAGCUAUUUUGCCAUUUUGCUAUUGGGCGGACAGCAGUAGCAGCAGGAGCAGCAGUUUUCCAACUUCAACUGGCAAUGGCUUAAAGUCUCGCAGAGACAUGCAACCGGAUCGGCCAUUGAAAUAUUAAUUAGUCGUAUAACCGCCUCCUGGCCACCGGGAAUUGCUGCAGUGUUUGCCUGACUGACGAUUGCUGCAGUGCAACCACUCAAAUCUGGUGCCACCCGAACCACCUGCCGCAUCGCACUCCUUUCACUUCCCACUGAUAACUUACGCAACUAAUCUGCGCUAUGGAUGUGUGAGUACGUGCGUCGGGGUUGCGGGGCCAUUUGCAUUUAAUCGGAUUUGGCCAGAUUUCAGGUUGUUCUCCUGAUUCCAGAAAAACGAACAGCAGCCCCAGUCCAAUGUCCAAAGUCCAAAGUCCAUUUGUUGUGUAAUUUCCGUAUGCAGCACGAGUGUUCAUGGCUGGCCGCCGGAUGAGUGGACCACAAGCAGAACUAGUAAGCAAGUGGCAUCAUGACAAAUUAACAUGACCCAGCCGGCUGGCUGCAUGCCCCACACGAUUCUUGACUGCACUUUCCGAGGCAGAUGCUCGCGGAAAGGAAUACUUUGAGGGCAGUUUCAUAUCCCUAAAAUGAUUAUUAUAAAGAAUAAUCUCGACUGUUUUUUCUACAAAUAAAAUGGGAAUUUAUUAUUUAAUUAAAGGUCUUAUAACAUACUAUUGUAUUCUAUAUAGUUUCAAAAAUGUCACAAAAAAUUUAAAUAUUUCAACCAGGAAUAAAAUCGUAAAAUAUGUCAAUACAUUUUUAAUAAUACAUUUUAUACCUCUCCAAUAUUUCUGGCUACUCGUAACGUGAUACCAUGUCCACAUUGCUUCGAAUAUUGAAGCGUAUCCCCAAUAGGGCAACUAAUUCCACAAAGCUGCCACCGCGCGUAGGUAACGAACCGGAAAUGUUCUUAGCAUUUCCGCCUUAUAUCAAAUAUAAAAAAUUACUGCUUUUAGACGUAUUUGACAAAAGUUGUCUGUCACCCGCACUCAGGCAGUUUCGUACACAUGCUCCACCGCCCAUAUAGAGACAUAUAAUUGCAUAAAUCAAACUCAAGCAUGCAACAUGAAAAAUCGCAUUAAUUUAUCUGCUCUGCUCGCUGCUCCUGCAGCAUCCGCCUAUAUGGGCCAGUGCCACGCCCACUUCCACUCCGAAUCCCACGCCCCAACACGCUCCGGAAAGGCGCUGGGUAACAUAUCCGCUUAUGUCAAUUUUUUCCUACCACUCGGAUGGGGACGCCAAUGGAUGGGGGAACGAUGAACGAAUGGGGGGCAGGAGCAGCAUCAUCAGCACUGCUCCUUGUGCUCCCCGUCAUUCCAUUCCAGCCAGUUGUCACUGUCAGUUUUGGCUUCCAGUGUUUUGUCACAGCUCCUGGCCCGGAUUGUCAUCCCCACCUCCCCUUCGCCCAGGACCUCCUCCUGGCCGAUCUAACUCUGAUGUCGCCCGGUUUGUUUGUUUAAAUGCUACAUUUACUUUAUGGAUUGUUGCUAUAUUUUUUCUUCAACUGGCAACCCGAAAACCCGAAAGCGAGAAUGGCGUAUAAAUUUCACGUCAAUUUUUAUACAGUGGGACGCAGGAGCUCAGCUGGGUGAGCCCUUGACUGAUUGUGACCUGUCAGAACUGGCUUCCUUUUAAUAACUUGCCCACACACACACAUCUCCCACAAGCUCACACUGCAGCACACACUACGGACUACAUCCGCUAAUAACCUGGCUUUUGCUCAGUUUCCCUUUUUGCCCACUUUAAGUGUCCUGUUCACGCUACAUAGUUUAAAAUUCUUUAUAAUUGGAUUCCCAGCUUCUAAAGCCCAUUUUUUAUGGCCAGUUUCGGACCAAAGAGUAGCCGGCUGCAUGUCAAAAGGAUUUUACAGUUGACGCGUGCAAACCAAAGCUUUUGCCACUCACCCGAACCCAAACCCCAAGCCCAAACACCAAUCCCCAACCCAAGGCGCUCAUCCUUGGUCGUUUUAUUUUUUUUUGUUUGUGGGCAGCCGGAGGCGGUGGAGAGCGAGGAGAGCAACCUAAAGCGUAACCCCGCCAACACCCACACAUAUGUGUGUGGUUCGGGGAUGUGAUGAUAUGUUCCAUUUCACACGGCAGCGAAGCCUUUCGACCGCACACAGACAUACUCCACAUACUCCGGCCGCAGGAGCUGAGAUUUAUGUUUUCUUGUAAACAAAAUAACGGACAUGCUUGAGGCCUUUCGGUGGAAGGACCUUCAAGGUGCAAGCGGAAAAGGGGUGCCAGGCGAUUCCGACUCCGAGUCACUCAGCCUCGGGCCAUCCGGCUGACAAUGGGAUUAGGCGCAUGUAAACCUGCGUGUUCGAUUUGCAGCUUUCCUGCCCUGCUAUCCCCCAUCCGGAGUUCAAUCGGAUCAUCAUGGAUGUGGCUCUCCUUAAAUGCGAGGAUGUGCGUUGCCAUAGACAUUUUAAUUAUUCAGGGGCUUUUGUGAGGAGUGCGGUUGUCUGUCUGCAUGUAUCCCACUUUACUUGCCCCUUUUUUGUGCUGCCUGUGUUUACGGUUUCCAUACUUCAAGUGACUUUGCUUAUGUUUCUUUAAUGGUCUGCGAGUCAUGUUCUAAAUCGGAAAUCAGUGCGUAUACUUGAUAGGAAUUUAAAAGAUAUCAAGGCGCAAAUGGGGCAACAUUCAACAAAUUCUGUUUAAAGACCUAAGCAAACCUUUUUUAAGAACGGCUCGACAGCGGAAAUCGGCAUACUUGGUGUGAAUAUAAAAUAUUUUAUCGAAAAAAUGGUAGCUCCUUUUUAAAAAAUUUGUUUCAUUCGACUUUUUUAGGCAGGAAAUGUAAAAUUAAUGAUUCCUUAAAGCAAGUUUAGCCUGUUAAUUAAAAUUUUAAGGCGGAUUCAAUAUUUUUCUUGCGAUUGUUUGCAAGGCUUUUAAUAAAAAUUAUUAUCUGACAAUUUCUGUGCUCUCGCAUAUGCGCUUGUUAGUCCUUUGUAAAUGAGGGCCAUUUUCAUUAAAUUUAAUGACUUCGGCACAAGCUGAGGUAUUUCGAUGAGUUUUCGGAAAGUAAAUACCUUUCCUUUGUGACACUGACCAGAUCUCGGAGCUGGUUCCCAAUUAUGUCUAGACAAUGGACACUCCCACUCACCAGCAUAUUUUGUUUUUCAUCCUGUGUUUUUUUUUCAGGUUGAUGCUGAUGCUGGGGCGUCACACGUGCCCAGGACCACUGAGCCUUAGGCUGCCCUUUCAUAUGAAUAUAAUCCAAUUUGCAUAUAUUUCACAUAGUAACAGGGACGGACGAACGAAUAAUUCCUGGAAAGCUGGAUAUCUGGUCACUCAUACGCCGCGUAUGCCACAGGUGAACGGGCCGAUAAAACAAAUGAAGGCGCUGUCCACUUUAAAGGAAAAGGAAAAUUCCCCGGCGGAAAUUACGCACUGCGGGUUAUGUAAAGGAGCGCACCAAGAAUUAUUUCCUUUCUUUUAAAAAAACGUUGGGCUUUUUAUUGCUCUUCACUGAUAUGAUUUUUUCAAUAAAAAUAUCUUUUUAUAUUAUCACAACUAAUUUAAAUUUAAUAUUAUUUUAAUUAAAUAAUUGUUUUACCUUUAAGGUUAGAUAAUUACUUCUAAAAUGUUCAAAACAAAAAACCAAAGUUGUAUUUGUACGCCUUACGUAUCUUAAGUUUUACUUACUUUAAAUAAUUUUCUAAGUGCAAUCCCCAGUGGGCAAGUCAUUCGGAACCGCUGGGCUUCAGUUUUGGUUUCGGUUUCGGUUUCGAUUUCAUGUCUGACCUGGCUAAUUGAGCAAAUCCGCCAAAACGGCUUUUGUUGGCCCACUUCCGGUCGUCCUUGCUGGUGGUCGUAAUUAUAAAUCAAUUGCUGCAAGGGGCUGGGUGUUUGGUUUGUCUUUUCGUUCGAACGCCAUUUGGUGGCCUGGAGUCGGGAAACGGGAGAUAUGGCAAAAAGUUGCGUGACAUUUGGCCAAUCCCUCGGGCGGCGUUUCCCAGACUGCUGGUGCUGCAGCUUUCCGAGAUUCGUGCCUUUUCGCAGGUCUUUCUGUUUGCCAUCGUCCAUCGCCAUUCGUUUGCUUUCAAUAUGCGUCUGGAUGUUUUCAAUUUCUUUUGGAAUUUGUUUUCACGCAAAAAGCGAGCGAAUCAGCAGAAUUCCAUAACCCGUAGUUUGCCGACGGCCGCACACACAGCAGCAGAUACGGAUACGGAUCCGUAUACGGAUACGGAUUUAUGUGUACCUACCAGUACGUAUAAUGUUUUUUAUGUGUUUAUAUUUGAAGCGUUCGCCGCUGCCGGCGGCCUGUUCUUCGCUGUGGUGUGGGUCACAGACUGUGACUUCUUGUAAAUAUUUUCCCAGUUCCGUGCUCCUGCGGCGGUUGUGGGAAAUGGUCCCGUAAACGUUUAAUAAAAUAUGAUUUCAAUUGAUUCGAUACUCGCAUUUAAACCGACUGCUGCUCCAGAUAUACAUACAUAUAUAGUACGUGUGCCGUCCCGCCGGCAAUCAAUAAAGCAAAAAACAAAAUGCCCCAAAGAGAGACUCCACUCCGCAACCUUGUCCUCAUCCUCAUCCUCGUCUCAUCCUAGUCCGCAUCCGCAUCCUGUGUCUGUCCCUCGAGACCGGCGUUCGCCUUGACUUGGCCCUCGGUUAUCCGCUUAGAUCACUCAACUAAAAAACUCAAUUUGCAUAUUAAUAUUAUUUGGGUUUUUUUCCCUGUUGUUUGGCCUUUCCUCAGCCCUUCAUCCUUUUAUCAAACAAGAAGAACAACAACGGGCGGGGAAUCAACAGUAGUGAAUUGAAUUUGCUCUGCUCCGACGCCUUUUCGGUCGUCCUUUGAUUUGGCCAGGAUCCGGGGCAUACUCACACAUGAGCAGCUGCUCCCAGGUGCAUACUUGAAGGCAAUCCUGAGGAGGGAAAGCGAAGGUCCUGGAGCCUUGAAUCCUGCCUUCUUCCAGGUGAACGGGGCACAAAGGCCGAGCUGUCAGUCAGUGUGCCAGGGCAAUUUCGGUUUUAUUGGAAUUAUGUCAGUGUUAUUUUAGCAUAAUCAUAAAAAUGAUUGUUUGCGGCUGUCCGCCGAGACGAAUGUGCAAUGAUGCGAGUGGAUUUUCGGAAUGAUUUGAGUUUGAAGUCGAACCACCCUUGAGACUAUUAGCUAUUGCCCUUAAUUAACUGCUUGUUUAAAUCGGUAAUUAAAAUCAAUUAAAUUAUUAGUGAUACUUUAUAGUAUGAAAUGAUAAGUGUAUUUGAACUUAUGGCAAAUUAAGUAAAUUAAAACCGCUUUAAAAUGUUAGAAGUGUUGCUUUAAUCAAAUGAAGGGGUGACUUUAAAGUGGAGCCCAUACCCAAAGCUUCAAUAAUCACGUGUCAAUUAACUCCGAGCUUCGCCAGUUGAUUGGAAUUCAAAAGCAAAUCAGCAAUGGGGUUGGUUUUCUGACGGAUUUUGGUUUGGUUUCGAUUUCGGGUUUAUUUUGACAAACGCAAAUGAAUCUGAAUAAUUUAUGAUUGGGCCAUGAAUUUAAUAUUUUAUCAGGCCGGCGGCAAUUAAAAUUAGAAUAUAAAUGGGCGACCAUCCAGAGAGACGUCCAACCAGUCAUGUCGUUCCAUCGCUACAGACCCCGUCUGCCCGGCGGAGAGUUGGCUCCGAUGCCGUGGCCGGUGUCCUUGUACCGUGUCCUGAACCACGUCGCCUGGCCCCUGGAGGCGCAGUCGGGGCGCUGGACCGUUUUCCUGGACAAGUUGAUGAUUUUUCUCGGAUUCCUGGUCUUCUGCGAGCACAAUGAGGUGGACUUUCAUUACCUGAUAGCCAAUCGGCAGGACAUGGACAACCUGCUGACGGGCAUGCCCACAUAUCUGAUCCUGGUCGAGAUGCAGAUACGCUGCUUCCAGUUGGCCUGGCACAAGGAUCGCUUCCGGGCCCUGUUGCAGCGCUUCUAUGCGGAAAUCUACGUAAGCGAGGAGAUGGAACCCCACUUGUUUGCCAGCAUUCAAAGGCAAAUGCUGGCCACACGGGUCAAUUCGACCGUCUAUCUGCUGGCCUUGUUCAAUUUCUUUCUGGUUCCGGUGACGAAUGUCAUUUACCAUCGUCGAGAAAUGCUCUACAAGCAGGUGUACCCUUUCGACAACACCCAGUUGCACUUCUUUAUUCCACUCCUGGUGCUCAACUUCUGGGUGGGCUUCAUCAUCACCAGCAUGCUGUUCGGCGAGCUAAAUGUCAUGGGCGAGCUGAUGAUGCAUUUAAAUGCUCGAUAUGUUCAGCUUGGCCAGGAUCUCCGUCGCUCAGCACAUAUGCUGCUGAAGAAAAGAAGCUCCUUAAACGUGGCCAUCGCUUACCGGUUAGUUUUGACCCACAUCCUGCGAAGGAACGCAGCUCUGAGGGACUUUGGCCAGCGAGUGGAGAAGGAGUUCACCCUCAGAAUAUUCGUAAUGUUCGCCUUUAGCGCCGGACUGCUCUGUGCUCUGUUCUUCAAGGCAUUUACGAAUCCCUGGGGAAAUGUGGCCUACAUUGUGUGGUUCCUCGCAAAGUUUAUGGAACUACUGGCCCUGGGAAUGCUUGGCUCAAUUCUGCUUAAAACAGUGGGUGUUUUUACUGCACUCUCUGCUAUCAAAUCUUUUAACAUUCACUUGAAGACAGAUGAACUGGGUAUGAUGUACUACACCGCUGACUGGGAGCAGGUCAUUCAUCAGUCGGACAACGUUGGCGAGAAUGUCAAGCUGAUGAAACUGGUGACCCUGGCCAUCCAACUGAACUCGAGACCCUUCUUCAUCACUGGCCUUAAUUAUUUUCGAGUUAGUCUCACUGCUGUGCUGAAAAUCAUUCAGGGCGCCUUUUCCUACUUCACGUUCCUAAAUUCGAUGCGAUGAGCUAGCUGACUUGGAUUGCUGGAAUAAUUGCGUUGCCAAUCAUUUGGAAGCUAUGCGAUACCUGGAAUCAUUUGUGGCCUGACCCGUGGCCAUUUGUCUGCCCCCGAAAACAGGAUGCAUAACUUCCCAUCCACAACCACUCCCUCCUACCUUUGUGUGCUGGAUAUCCGCUGACAACAAUGGAGCUUUCGAGCGCAUUCAAGGAUAUUAACACGUGCAUGACUGUGAUUUAUGCACCCCCCACUGCAGCAGCAGUAGCAGUAGCAGCGGCAGCAUCCACUGCAAAUGCAACUGCAACUGCAUCUGCCAGUCGGAGCAUCAUCAAUCCAGUGGUUCUCCACUCUCGACUCCUAAGCAGCGAGCACCGCAUUUGGAACGGGCGAAAUUUGUUGCUACGUUGACAGCUGCAAUCCGAAGACGUUACCCGGCACAUAUCCAUAUCCAUAUCGAUAUCCAUAUAGCCAUAACUGUCAGCCAUGACUGAGUGGCAGCAAUUGGCAGGGGAGAGCGGCGGCCGGAGAUAUCGUGGCACUAUAUAUAUAGGAAUCUCCGAGGAUUGGAAGGCGGACUACAUCCGCUCAUCCACUGGCAAUGGCACAAUGCAACAUAUUCCAGUGAAUACAGCGAUGUUCAAACAAGUAGAUGUAAUUGCGAGCAUUUGACAAAUAAAUAGAUUCCAAGAAUCUUUAAUAAACAUACUUGCGGUUAAGCAAAUAUGUUGCAAAACACUGUCUCAAUCUAAAUCUUAAUAAAAGGA